This is a messenger RNA of Dentiscutata erythropus, 405 nucleotides long. Lineage: Eukaryota; Fungi; Glomeromycota; Glomeromycetes; Diversisporales; Gigasporaceae. The record is from the annotation of a GenBank genome assembly.
AUGGAAAUAAUCUCUGAUGAAUUUUAUGUUUAUGCUAAUGAUAUUAAUUACAUUAAUACUCAUUUUGUCUCUAAAAACAAAGAACAUAUUAAUGUUGAAUUACCUUUGCCAAAUCUUAUACGAUCCAAACUUCUAAAUGUUCAUCAAAAUGCAACCAAUAAUUUUCAAGAUAACUCAGAUAAUCUAAAACGUAAAAAAUCCGAAGUUGAUAACUCAGAAGAUAAUCCUUCAAAAUGUAAAAAAUCUGAAAAAUUUGAUGAAUCGGAUGAUAUUGAAAUUAAUAAUGCCGAUAAUAUUAGAGAUCAUCCUCAAAAAAAUGGAAGAAUCUUGCUAAAACAUUUAGAAGAAAAACAUCAAGAACGUCAACAAAAGUACGAAGAAGAAGCUUAUAAAUUAAAAGAAUAA